Molecule: messenger RNA, 2479 nt
Organism: Trichogramma pretiosum
Lineage: Eukaryota; Metazoa; Arthropoda; Insecta; Hymenoptera; Trichogrammatidae
Product: catalase-like
Exons: 5
Coding region: 137-2176 (679 amino acids)
Biological process (GO): hydrogen peroxide catabolic process; response to hydrogen peroxide
Cellular component (GO): mitochondrion; peroxisome; cytoplasm
Molecular function (GO): heme binding; catalase activity
Source: RefSeq, a predicted model, not a curated record
CGUAUAUAUGUCAAAAUAAUUGUCAUUCCAGGUUAUUCUAGCUAAUUCUGUACAUUAUCAUUAGCAUAUGUCAUUUGAUUUCGUAAAAAAGCGCAAGAUGAAAAGCGUGAGACCGCGUAAAAAGCUUUGAAAAAAAAUGUUGACUAUCCUCGCGAGAAGGAUCAAUUUCGGCGCGAGGCAUGGAUUUACCACGGUUUCAGUGCAAUCGCAAAAACGACAAAAUCAUCUUUGCAAAUUCGACCCGCGCUACAACGACGGCAUUAGCGGCUCGAGGAGUAGCAUAAGCAUAAGCAGCGGCAGCGGCGGUGGCAGCGCUACGACAACUAAUGAUCCCCACUACGCCAUUAGUCGGCAAUGGCUCGCCAAUAAAAGGUCGUCGCCAUCCUAUCAGCAGUUCGUCAAUCGACACAAGUGGCUCGAUACGGGCCAUCGGGAUAUCGUAAUAAUCGCGAGCAGCAGCAGCGAGCCCCAGCGGCACUACAACCACCAAAACAACAACAGUUGCUCUGUCAUCGGCUGCAGCAGCGCAUCAUCGUCUAUCCAGUCAUUAGUCGCGUCGCAGCGAAGGUACUAUAGCAAGUCGUCUACGGUUUGCCGUGAUAGUAACACGCAACAAGUAGCCAACAACUGCAAUUCCUGCAAAAUGUCCCGAGAUCCAGCAUCGAAUCAACUCAACGAUUACAAGAAAUCAGUCAAGGAUGGAGCGCCGACUCUGCUGACCGGAAACGGCGCGCCGAUCGCCAACAAGAAGGCCGCGCAGACGGUGGGCCCGCGCGGCCCUCUCCUCCUGCAGGACUUUGUCUAUCUCGAUGAGAUAUCGCACUUCGAUCGGGAGCGCAUCCCCGAGCGAGUGGUGCACGCCAAGGGCGCGGGUGCCUUCGGCUACUUCGAGGUGACCCACGACAUCAGCAAGUACUGCAAGGCCAAGAUCUUCAGCAAGAUCGGCAAGAAGACGCCGCUCGUGGUGCGCUUCUCCACGGUGGGUGGCGAGAGCGGCUCGGCCGACACGGUGCGCGAUCCCCGAGGCUUCGCCGUCAAGUUCUACACCGAGGAGGGCAUCUGGGACCUGGUGGGCAACAACACCCCCAUCUUCUUCGUCAAGGACCCGAUGCUGUUCCCGAGCUUCAUUCACACGCAGAAGCGCAACCCCGCCACCCAUCUCAAGGACGCCGACAUGUUUUGGGACUUUAUCACUCUGCGGCCCGAGAGCACGCACCAGGUCAUGAUUUUGUUCAGCGACCGGGGCAUACCCGACGGCUAUCGCCACAUGAACGGCUACGGCUCGCACACCUUCAAGCUCGUCAACGACCAGAACGAGUGGGUCUGGUGUAAAUUCCAUUACAAGACGGACCAAGGAAUCAAGAACAUCUUCCAGGAGAAGGCCAACGAAAUCUCGGCGAACGAUCCGGACUACAGCAUUCGCGACCUGUACAACGCGAUUUCGUCCGGCAACUAUCCGUCCUACACGUUCUCCAUCCAAGUAAUGACUCAGAAGCAGGCCGAGGAAUUCAAGUGGAAUCCCUUCGAUCUGACAAAGGUGUGGCCGCACAAGGAGUUCCCACUGAUACCGGUCGGCAAGAUAGUGCUCGACAAGAAUCCCGAAAAUUAUUUUACCGACGUGGAGCAAGCGGCCUUCGACCCGGCUCACAUGGUACCCGGCAUCGAGCCCAGCCCCGACAAGAUGCUGCAGGGCCGACUGUUCUCGUACGGUGACACGCACAGGCACCGCCUCGGACCGAACCAUCUGCAGUUACCCGUCAAUUGCCCCUACAAGAUGAUGCCGGCUGUGAACUACCAGCGCGACGGCUUCAUGAGCAUAAACAAUCAGGGCGGAGCGCCCAACUACUUCCCCAACAGCUUCAGCGGCCCCGUGGAGUGUCCCCAGGUCAAGUCGCCGACUUAUCACGCGAGCGGCGACGUCGACCGCCACGAGCCCGUCAACGAGGAUGACUACGGUCAGGCCACUCUGUUCUGGCGCAACGUCCUCACCGCCGACCAGCAGGCCCGACUCGUCAGCAACCUCGUGGGCCACAUCAAGAACGCCUCGACCUUCAUCGCCGAGCGGGCGGUGCGCAACUUCUCCAACGUCGACGUCGAGCUCGGCCGUCGUCUGGCCGACGGUCUGCGCGCCAACGGCGUGAACCUCUCGGCUUCCGCCAUCUCGGCCAAUCUCUAAACGAAAACGAAGAAGCAACGCUGGUUCUUUUUUGUUUAUUUGAUACAUCAUAGGCUGUACUUCUCAUCUAUUUUUUUUCUUGUUCUUAUUAGCCUUAACAAUUUAAGUGCGGAUGUCAUUUGCUUACUUUUUUUCACUUUUUAAAUGUUUAUACAAUUACUUCUUGUUUGGGGAAUGACAUAUGACUUGUGUCUUUACCUUAUAUCGAUGUUACGUUUGUACGAUUUAUAAAUCGCAAUUUAUAUUUUUACAUAAGAAUGUGGUGGCUGUAAAAUAAAGUAUUUAUAUAUUUUGUACAGUUAA